Molecule: messenger RNA, 3653 nt
Organism: Arvicanthis niloticus (Nile rat)
Lineage: Eukaryota; Metazoa; Chordata; Mammalia; Rodentia; Muridae
Source: RefSeq, a predicted model, not a curated record
UAGGAGCGGCCUAUUGCCAGUUCAUGGACAUGCUCUUCCCAGGCUGUAUUAGUUUGAAGAAAGUAAAAUUCCAAGCCAAGUUGGAGCAUGAGUAUAUUCACAACUUUAAACUUCUCCAAGCGUCCUUUAAACGGAUGAAUGUUGAUAAGGUAAUCCCAGUGGAGAAGCUGGUGAAGGGGCGUUUCCAAGACAACCUGGAUUUUAUUCAGUGGUUUAAGAAAUUCUAUGAUGCUAACUAUGAUGGGAAGGAGUAUGAUCCUGUCGAAGCCCGACAAGGGCAAGAUGCAAUUCCUCCCCCUGACCCUGGUGAACAGAUCUUCAACCUGCCCAAGAAGUCUCACCAUGCAAACUCCCCCACAGCAGGUGCGGCUAAGUCAAGUCCCGCAGCUAAGCCGGGAUCCACACCUUCUCGCCCCUCGUCUGCCAAAAGGGCUUCAUCCAGUGGCUCAGCAUCCAGAUCUGACAAAGAUUUAGAAACACAAGUCAUACAGCUCAACGAGCAGGUACAUUCACUGAAGCUAGCCCUGGAGGGUGUGGAGAAGGAGAGGGAUUUCUACUUCGGGAAGUUGAGAGAGAUUGAGCUGCUGUGCCAAGAACAUGGGCAGGAAAACGACGACCUCGUGCAGCGACUAAUGGAAGUGCUUUACGCUUCCGACGAACAGGAGGGCCAAACAGAAGAGCCGGAAGCAGAGGAGCAAGCCCGUGAGCAGCAGCCCCAGCAGCAGGAAGAGUACUGAACCGUCUCAUCAGCUCUUGACACUUCCAUCGUGCGUGGGGACUUUCCUUCCGGAGAUUGGAACGUGUGUGGCCUGGAGCGAAGUAGAAGCCAGCUGUUCCCAACCUGCUCCCAUCCACAGCGAUCUUGCAUCCGCCAGCCAUUGCUCUUGGUUCCCACUUCCUCUGCCAAGAUGCAUUAGCAGAUGGCCACUCUGGUCAGCUCCCUGCCAGGUCAUAGGGUCACAUACCUUCAACUUCACCUCCUGGCUGCUUGAGACUGGUUCUACUCCUCCCUCAUAACAGUGUCCCGCCCAACACCACCACCACCACCACCAUCACCACCACCACCACCACCCCUUUUUAUCCUGGUGUGAAACAAUGGUAAUUUGAUAUAUGGUAUUUAUAUUGGCAUUUUUCAACCCAGUGUCAGUAGAUGUCACGCGCAUUUGUGGUGCUUUGAUGUUUUCGAGUCUAACCUCUCAUAAAUUUGGUCAGAUAAUUAAUUGGAACAAAGGGAAACAGAUAUUUGAUAUGAAAGCCAUAUGACAGUAGCUUGUGUCAUGGGGAAAACAGUUUCUCCCUCUACUCACAACACUAAAGGGAAAAAAAAUGGAUUCAGAACUAUGACUUCAGGGCCCAGCAGUGUUGAUAGAACAGCAUAUUAGACCACCACACAGUCGUUAGUUUUCAGACAUUCGCUCACAGACAAUACCAUCUCAGCUUUGCCCUUACUCCGUGUGUCCCCACCCUCCUUCCCCCCAGGUUCUCCUGUUAUUUUCUUUCUCAGGGUCCUUUCUUUGGUGGGGGUCCACUCCCCGAAAGAUGUUGUCAUUGGCAGUCUGCAGUUGCAAAGGUGGGUAAGGGUGGUCUCAGAAGGCACGAGGCUUCCUGCCUCUUCCCUCUUCCUCCUUGUAAGGGCUUCAACCCAAGUCCUCCAAUUCACAUUAAGGAAUCCAUACUAAAGGAAAACUUGAGGGAGGUACCCUACACGCCAGCCUCCUGCACCGCGUCAGUGCUGGCUGCCAAGGUUGGAAGCGAAGACUUGAUUGAUAGCAUGGUUUCAAGAGAGAAGUGUAGCCACACACAAAACCACCCAUGACUCCCGUCACCUUCUGGAGUAAGGACUCCACCCUCUGCCACAAGGGGCCCUCCUUGUCACUGUCAUUUGCUAAACCAUGGCAAUUCAUAAACGGGAAACAUUAGUGAAUUGAAAGCAUUCCUUGUUUUUUAAACUAAUAUUUGCACAUUUUCUUAGUCUCCUUCCUGAUGGUCACCUGUCCUCCCCUUUUGACAGAUGGAAUUCUUUCCUAACUCCUUCCAUUUUAUUUGAUUUUAGAUUUAGGUUUGCUGUCUCUGGCCAUAUGGCCAGCAAGUGCAGAGAAAUGAGAAACAAAUGUGCCCACCCCACCUUCCACUUAAAAGAGAAAAAAAAUCUCAAAAUAAAUUUCUGAAUUAUGCAUCAUAAAGCUUCGAAAUUUCUUUAUUAAUUGAUGGGAUACCUUAAAUUCUAGCGUUGAAGCUUCACAACAAGAGAAAGCUUUCCAAAAUAAACCUUCACAGCAGCGUUGUGUGUAACUGAGGUCCAUGUGGCAAAGAUGGCUUGUAUUUCUGAAAUGAUCACAACACGCUGUGCAGACGUGAACAGAUGUUCCAUGGUGUUUGGUUCUCCUUCCUUCUCUCUCCUGCUCAUUCAGCCCGUCAGCGCAUCUCUCUGAGGCUGGGAAGCCUCUCCCCUCGCAGUGACGUCCUCCCAUGCCUGGCCGAGGUAGUGGCUGUGCUCCACAGAGCAUCAGGCAUCAUGAUGCUUUCCUGAGCCUUUUUUAGUCACUCACUUUGUUUUUGGUUUUUUAAUAGCUAUUAUAAAGAGGUACAAUAAGCAGCUAUUCACAGAUACCUGGGUGGUUCCUGUACCUGCCCAGGACAUCUUAAUACCCAGGGAUGGGGGAUUCAUGGCCACACUCCUGUGAAUGGGUACCAGGGAGUCAGGAUCUUUCUUCUCCCAAUACCUCUUGCUGGAAGCACUCUGUUCCUCCACCUCCCUGCACUACUAAGCUGGAGACCUACUGGCUACAUGUCUGAAAAGAAUGUCACCCUGGCUAGUGUACUCCAUCUUCCUUCCUAGUGGCUCAGGCCAGGCCAUUCAUCCAUUUUAGAGAGAAGCCGUACCUCCUGUGUCCAUCUUAAAUAUCUUGUGAAGUGCUAUGUCCCGGAUGGUGCCAUGGAUGUUUUGGGGGAAUCCUUUGCAGCUAUUUCCACCCCUGACUCUGGGCAUCCACCAUUCGUGGAUGGCAGAACAUAUUCAUUCUCUUAUCUUGGCAUUCAGGCACACAGUCCUCUAAGCUCCAGCUCAGCCACAGAACAUCACAUUGGUCCAGAGGCAACCCAGCAUGGGUCCCUGCUCCUCCCUCUCAAGAAGUUGAUUUUUGCCUCAGUUUGCCCACACCCACUGUUGGCCGUAAGUGCUUCCAUUACCACUGUCAGAUUGGAAGUGAUUGAAGCAAGGGAUGAAGAGAAAGCUCCCAUUCUAAGUAGAGAAGCAGGAAAACAAUGUUCAAAUUCAAACACCCUGUUGAACUGAGAGAAGUAAAUUCCAGAAGGGAACCAAGAUUUCCUCCCUUUGCUGGUGAGUGUUUCCAUUAUUCCGUUAAGGUUUAAUAUGCAUUCAAAUUACUUUUACUAAACAGUACACCAUAAAGCUUUUGUUAUAUAUUAAAUGUAAACUGAAAGGAAUGUACACAUAUGUAUUGUUAAUUAUAAAUAUCGAUAAGUAAUGGCAUAGUAGAUGAAGAGGUCUUAUUCAGAUGCAUCACGUUCAUUUGACAUUACCCACCUAUUGUCGCAUGGUAGGAUAGCUUUUUGUCUCUGAAUAUGUGAAUAACUUGACUUGCGUUGAUCUUUUUACAUAUUUAAUAAAAAAAAAUAUAUGUUAAAAUCUG